Messenger RNA from Phycomyces blakesleeanus NRRL 1555(-), 681 nucleotides. RefSeq lists its product as hypothetical. The transcript is spliced from 5 exons. Bases 1 to 681 code for a protein of 226 amino acids. Lineage: Eukaryota; Fungi; Mucoromycota; Mucoromycetes; Mucorales; Phycomycetaceae. Gene Ontology annotation, cellular component: mediator complex; core mediator complex. Gene Ontology annotation, biological process: regulation of transcription by RNA polymerase II. Gene Ontology annotation, molecular function: transcription coregulator activity. The record is from RefSeq and is a predicted model, not a curated record.
AUGACCGAACAACAAUCUACAGGAAGUGCAUGGCCCGAUCCACCAUCUUUUUACAAAAGAUACACUGCAGAAAAUGUAGAGAAACUUAAAAAAGCCAGAAAGACCGGCAUAUACCCAGAAACACCCAUCAGCUUACCACCACUACCAGAUUUUUUACUGAAAUCUCUCGAACCACCAACCCCACCUACAGAUUCCUACAAGAUAUUUGACCAGACAUGGCAGGUGGAAGACCGACUAGCCACCCUUAAUGAACUGGGAGUAAAGCAACUAUUCCCAGAAGGGCAGAUUGAUCGUAUUAAAGAAUUAAAGAAACUAAACAGGACCUUGAUUGUACAAUAUCUUGGUCUGCUUGACAUUCUAGUAAAUAAUCCAGACGAGGCAAGAGAAACCCUAAAACUGUUGAUGGAAAACCAAGUGGCUAAAAAACGGCAACAAGCAGCAGAGUUACGGAGGAAAAGUGCAGAGACAUUGCAGAUGUUACAUGAUUUUGGACAGGAGAUUGGCCAUUCCUUAACAGACCAUACUGGGCGUGGGGGUGAAGUAUUUGGAAAAUUUGAGCACAUUGACCACCUGGGCUCAAAUAGCGAGGAUGUUAAAAUGAGUGAGACAUGUAUUAAAAAUGAAGGUACUAGUGAUGCAUUGGAAUUGAAUGUAACUUCUGCUAUUGAUAGUAUAGUAUAA